Molecule: messenger RNA, 6935 nt
Organism: Triplophysa rosa
Lineage: Eukaryota; Metazoa; Chordata; Actinopteri; Cypriniformes; Nemacheilidae
Gene: zfc3h1
Product: zinc finger C3H1 domain-containing protein
Exons: 35
Coding region: 594-6221 (1875 amino acids)
Biological process (GO): RNA processing
Cellular component (GO): exosome (RNase complex); nucleus
Molecular function (GO): protein binding
Source: RefSeq, a predicted model, not a curated record
AUCCGAUUCCAUUCUUUCAUACAGAAUCUCUUAAGAUUCUUCAAACGUUGGUGCUUUCUUAUCUUCACUUCAUCCCACUCAUUUCUAUAGUGUUCAGGUCAAGGAACUGGGAUGGCUAUGGCAAGAUCUUGAUUAAUAGUGGAGGGCACUGUAGGUCAUUUGAGAUGGAUAGUCAUUUCAGGGCGGAAGUGCAUUUUCAGAUUUUAAAUAAUGAUUAGGAAAGGUCAUGAAUUUUAAAAAGAAAAUGAUUUGAAUUGAUAAGCUAAUUACUAAUUACGCCACACUCGAAACACCAAGGAUUUAACCAAAUCUCGCGAUAGUGAGCGAAAUAUUACGAUAUCGAGAUGAGCCGUGUGGUGGGCGGGAACAAAUGGUAAGAACGCGAUCUCGCGAUAUGCUUAGAUGUGAACCCAUAGGAAAAGGGAUGGGUAAGUAAAAUCUCGCGAUGUUUGGAUGUGGAGCAGCAGGAAAGAGUACGAUGUCCCAGAGAAAGCAACCUCGAGUGUCUGACGCUCACUGACGCGACGUUAUUUCAUCGGUUUACGAGCACGAAACACAAUUGAAGUCUGUAUAAGUGCUGCGCGGGUUCGGUAAUGGAGGUCAACAUGAGCUGUUCGUCUCCUAAAGAGGAUGGCGAGCUGGAGGACGGGGAAAUCUUCGACGAUGAGCCGCAGAGUCAAGCGCGGCCUCCGCGACGCGCCCGAAACAACCGCGCCGCGCUGAACAGAAGAGCGCGUUUACCCGGACACAUGAUGAAGAACAACAACAUCGCUCCGGUGCCACUGAGAGGAGUCGUGAUCUCCGCCGCCCCGCAUCCACUAUUCCCCGUCGGGCUCCGGCAGGGCUCCGGCUUCUGGGAGCGCAGUCACGACGCGCUGGGCCCAUUCAGGUACCGCACGCAGCGAGCGUCAGGGUGGACCCGCGACUGGACGGAGCGAUUCGCGGAGAAUCACGGCGGCAGAACAACGACAGAGUCUCCGUGCAGGAAACAGAAAGCAGGCGGUGGCAGCAGAUGUCAGGUGAGAAGAGUUGUGGGCAGUGUUUUUAAAGCAGAGACCGUAGAUGAGAGCUUUGAGGAUCUGCUCAUGAAGUACAAGCAGAUUCAGCUGGAGCUGGAGUGUAUCAGGAAAGAGGAGAGAAUGGCUCUGAAAGAGGAUGAGGACGCAUUAGAUCAGAGCCCGGUGGGUACAGACUCCAACCCGCCGGACGUGAAGCCGGAAGAGCCCGUCCCUGCCGUCACAGAGAAGAAGGUUUUUCAAGCGUUUAACCUCAGGCCGCUCAGACAGAAGCUACUGACCCCCGGCGAGAGAGAUGCUCUUAACGCCAGCGCCAUACUGGACAUCCAGGUGCAGGAGGAUGAAGAGACGCAGGAGAACAGCACCAGUCAGAAUGAUGGUGUGAAGGAUGAAGAAGACUCUGAAUCAGAUCUCAACAUCUCUACUGUGAGUGAAGAGUCCACGGCUGCCUGUGGAAAGGUGAGGGAGGAUGAGGAUGAUUUGUCAGAGCUGCAGCUGCGACUCUUGGCUUUGCAGUCGGCCAGCAGAAAGUGGCAGCAGAAGGAGCAGCAGGUGAUGAUGGAGAGCCGAGAGAAGAUCACUAAAGCUGUUACAGUGUCUCAGAACAAAAGCACUUCUCCAUGUGAAAGAAACAAAGUUACCUGCCGAGGAAACACUGUGUGCAGAUCACAGGAGAGACCACGAGCUGCCAAACCUGCGGCCAGAGCCAAGAAAGCUGCUCACCUGAAUAAGCAGGCAUUGAGAAAGCAGCAGCUGCGCACAUGGAAACUUAAACAUGAGCAGCAGACACACAAGAAGGAGGAAGAGGAGGAGAGGAAGAGGAGGGAGGAUGAGAUCCGCAAGAUCAGGGAUCUGUCCAAUCAGGAUGAGCAGUAUAAUCGCUUCAUGAAGCUGGUGGGGUCCACACAUCGAUCACGAAGCAAGCAUUAUCAGUCUUCAGAUGCUGAUCACAGGAAAGUGGUUAAACAGACUCUUGACACAUCAGGAAAUCUCUAUCAGUAUGAUAACUAUGAUGAGGUCGCCAUGGAGACAGACAGUGAAACGAACUCUCCAGCCUCCUCACCAUCUCGUGAUGUGUUUGUUGGCUUUCCUCUGGAGUCCACACCUGUCAGACAGGGUUUGGGACAGCAGGUGGAGCUUUUCAGUUCGGCUCCUCCCCCUCCUUUACCCCCUCUGCCCCCUCCUGAUGAGACGGAGCAGCCGCCCAAACCUCCAUUUGCUGAUGAGGAAGAGGAGGAGGAGAUGCUGCUGAGAGAAGAGUUACUCAAGUCUCUGGCCAACAAACGAGCUGUUAAAGUUGAGGAUGCGUCCAGUAGCAGCGGGCCGCCGUCUCCUGUUCUCAGAUCAGUGGUUCGUCCCAACACCAGAAACAAUCUGACAGCCGUCAGCCUGAACACAAUCGUCUCUAACACUCGAGUACUGAAGUUUGUGCGCGCUCAUCCUGUUCCCAAAGCUCAGUUUGUGUUACCUCGACACAAGACUGUGGUGGUGCGUCUGAAUGCAUCUGAUGACAGUGAUUCAGACGGAGAGAGCUGCAGCUCCACUCCCAGCGUGUUUGGAGGACUGGAGUCUAUGAUUAAAGAAGCUCGCAGGACUGUUGAGGCAGCCAAACCAAAGCAUUCCGUUUCAGAGAAGGAGAACAAUCCAGUGAAGAUCAGAGAUGAGAUGAUCAGGACCAGCAAGCUGGCCGUUUCGUCUCCUGUGGGUUCAGACUCCGAGCUGGACCUCAUGACAAGAGCUUCAGAUCUUCAAGAGAAAUACAGUGAACACACAAGUCAGUUGACUGCAGAUGAGAGUCUGUUGAAGCAGCUCCAGCAGCAGGAGAUGAAGAAGAGAGAAGCUCUAAAAACAGCUGAAGCUAAAGUCAUGCGUCUGAAAGAGCAACUGCUCGCCUCCGAGAAGAUCGCCAACGCUAACAGACUCCUGCUCAAGAAGCUUCAUGAACAGGUUCAGAGAGUUCAGCAUCGUGUGACUGUGAAGAAGAAUCAGUGUAUGAAGCUGGAGAAAGAUCUGGCUCAUGUUCAGAUGUUCAAACGCUGUAAACCUGCAGCUCUUCAGCACUCGCCGCUGAAGGUCCGGCGUAUGGAUUACUCGGACACUCAUUACGCCGAGCUCAUCGCGCAGAAGAAGCGCUUGCAGCAGCUGGAGUCGGAGUACGCCAGAAAGAUCGAGAAGCUGAAGAAGGCUCAGGCGUUACGUCAGGCUGAGCCGCGUGCCGCCGCCCCGCAGGCCUUUCCGUUACCUCAGCCCUCGCUGCACGACCUGACGCAGGACAAACUCAUUCUGUCCAGUGAGGAUGUGGAGGCUGAAGACGACGUGCAGCAGAUUCCCACAACCACUGCCAACCGCCGGCGAUCCUUCCGUGAGUCCGGCUCCUUCACCAAACCCAACCUGAGUCAUCUGGAGAGUCCUGCCGCAUCUCUGGUGCCCGUCAAACAUGCUAAAGCCUCUUCCUGCGACAGCGCCGCCGGCGGUCUGCCCGAGCUCCUGCCAGGGUUAAACGUUGAGGAUCUCAGACAGAGAUAUCAGAUGUGCGGCAGACUGUCUGACGUCCUGUGGGAAGAGACGCGCUCGCUCCGCUGGCUUGCCGAUCACGUCCAGACUCCGGCCAAGGUGCCGCAGAUGGACUUUGAUCCGGCAGUGGCUCAUCAGAACAGAACGGAAACUAAAGCCGAGCCAUUUAGACCGUAUCGCAGUCCUCUACUGCUCUUCAAGUCUUACAGGUUCAGCCCGUAUUACCGGACCAAAGAGAAGCUCUCCCUGCGCUCGCUGACCUACAGCAACAUCAUUCAGCCCAAGAAGUGUUUCUGUCGCUUUGACUUGACUGGCACGUGUAAUGAUGACGAGUGCCUGUGGCAGCACAUGAGAAACUGCAUGCUCACGGACAGUCAGCUCUUUCAGGAUAUCCUGUCCUACAGUCUUCCUCUGAUCGGCUGUGAGGCCACCAGCAGCACCAGUGACAUCAGCAGCGCCACAGAGAAAUACAUGAAGAGGCUGUUCGGGCCCAACAAGGACCGGAUGGGAACCGACCAGAAGGCUGUUCUGCUCAUGAGCAAAGUCAAUGAGAGUUUGAGACACAUUCCUCCGUUCACCACAUAUAAAGCUCAGAGGAGGUGGAGACCUGAAGCGCCGACAUCGAAAACAGAUGCUCAGGAUGAUGAACAUCACAACGGUGUGGACGUUACAGUUCCUGUUCAGCAACACGAUGCUGCCGUUCGGGAGCGGUGGCCGUCCACUGACGUGUGUGUCACUCAGGAUGAUAAGAGAUAUUUCGACAGCGAGACGGAUGACAUCAGUAAUCUGGAGACCAGCGUGCUGGAGAGUCCCAAUGAUGUUCAGCUGUGGAUCAAACUGGCCUUCAAAUAUCUCAACCAGAAAGACACCUCAGUGUCAGAGUGUCUGGAUGCGGCAUUGAACACGCUGUCUCGAGCUCUGGAGGACAACCGCGAGGACGCUGAGGUGUGGUGUCAUUAUCUGAAGCUCUUCUCUCGACGAGGCAGCAGGGAUGAGCUUCAGGAGAUGUGCGAGAUGGCCGUCGAGCAUUCGCCGCAUGAUAACGUCUGGUGGACCUACAUGAGCGUGGAGAGCGCUUUCGAAGGGAAAGAUUACGUGUGCGCUCGUCUGAUUUCUCAUCUGCUGGAGAUGUCACGUGACGGCGGGUCAGAGAUAGGCUCGUUUCAGCUGUUCGAGACGCUGUCGUUCAGAGUUCAGCUCAGCGUGUUCACGGGUCGACCGCACAACGCUCUCAACAUACUGAAGAGCGCGCUGUAUUCAGAGUCCAGACCGAGCGUGGCCGAUGGCUUAACUGCGACGCACCGCUGUCUGAUGUGGUUGUCGUAUAUCCACCUGACUGAAUUCAGACGUCUGCCGUCGUGUCUGUACGAUCCCGCCAACUCCAACCCUGCCCGGAUAGUGUGUGCAGAUGUGUUCCUCAUUCCCUGGAGAGCGGCGUCAGGCUUUCACACUCCCGCUGACGUCAUCAUAAGUCUCUUUCAAGAUGCUGUGAUGAAGUGCACAGAUGAGCGGUUAUCGUCCAGCGAGCAGAUUCAGACGUGUUUCUCUCUUCACUGGAAUCUCAUUCAUCUCUACAGACAGCUGGACAGACGUCAGGAGGCUGUGGAGUUGUGUGAGCGUCUGUUAGCUGUGUGUCCACUCUACUGUCCUCUGCUGGACAUCACCUCUGAACUUCACGUGUCUUCAGGAUGUGCGGAUAAAGCUAUAGACCUGUGGACACGUGCUCUGUCUGACAGCCCGUGUGACGCUCACGUGUUUUAUCAGCUCAUUGUGUGUUUACAUGCUCAGGAGAAACACAGCGUUAUGGAGAAGCUUUUUGACAAGUUCACACGCUCUUUUUGUGAAGCUGUUCCUGAUACGCUGACGUCUGUGGAUGUGUUACGUUAUAUUCUGAGAGUUCCCACUGAAGAUUUACUGACGGCACCCACACUCAGACAACACACUGAUGUCACACAGCAACUGCCAUAUCUGCAUCUCAUUCACUGUUUCUGGCAGUCAGUGUAUAGCGGUGUGAGAGAGGCCAUUGAUGCAUUUGAAAAAGCUUUGGGGAGUGUGACACAACUGGACAUCAUACACAAACUCUGGCUGGAUUAUGUAAGGUUAAGCAGCAGCAGUAAGGUGUUAGGACAGCAGCCCAGUGUUCGUGAGAUGAAGAUGUUUACAGGUCUGGUACACAGAUGUCUGGAGACGGUGCCGAGCAGACUCACAUUACCCUUCAAUUCAUCACUCUACUGGAGCUGCUACAGCUUUCAUAACAAGGUCAUAUCCUUCUAUUUGGAUUGUUUUCCUCAAUCCCAGCAUUCUCUCGUCCUGGAAAGACUUCAGUAUAUCAUGCCAAACAAUACAGAGCUAGCCGUACGGUCACUGCAGCAGGAAUGGCAGGAUGGAAACGUCGAACAUUUGAAGUUACAGAGCAGAAUGUUGUGCAGUAGCACUGCCACUUGUCUGGCCGUAUGGAGAAUAGCAAUCGCUGUUGAGAAGGAGCAGAAGAACCGAGCAGAGGUCCAGCGUCUGUAUCAGUCAGCACUACAGAAUCUGCCCCUGUCUGCUGCGCUGUGGACGGAUUGUUUGCUGUUUGAGGCGGCUGAAGGAGGUAAAACUGACACGCUGAGAAAAAUCAUUGACAAGUGCCAAGAGGUGGGAGUGAGUCUGAAUGAGCCACUGGGGUUAGAGCCCAGCCAAACGCAGUGACAUCAUCGUGGUCAUAGUCGUCAUGACAUCAUAGGGCCACAGACACUCGCGUGUCUCAGGUUAGACUCAUCUGACUCAGUGUUUAGAGCGGUGAAGACACUCUUUUAUCAUCACGUACGUAAGUAUGAAUCUGCUGAAUGAUGAUACACACUUAUCACUUUCCUUUGUACACUAACACUUUUAAUUUGACUUUUAUUGUCUCUUGAACGUUGCAUCGUACUUGAUGGACUGUGACUGUUUUUAAGGUGGCUUCCUUCGAUAAGUACUUUUUCUCAUGGUGUCUCGUCAAGGAAGACUUGACUCCGCUUGAGAGUUUAAGGGCUCGGCACAAACCAGUUUCCUUCUUUUUUUUUAUAUAUAUAUAUAUAUAUAUAUACACAUCUCUAAAGAUUUUUUGUUUGUUUUUUCAAUCGUGGAUUGACUGGCGUGUAUUGUGUGCAUGUGUUGAUGGAGACUACACACGCUGGACUGCACCAACACAUCAUUAAAUUUCUCAUGUCAAACUUGUUUAUCUUCAUGAGUUUCAGUAUCCACACGUGUGUGUGUGUGUGUGUGUGUGUGUGUGUGUGUGUACGUGUGUGUAUAUAUAUGUAUGUACUCUACGUAUAUAUUUACACACACACUCGCACACUGAUGAACAUAUUCUACAGCAAUGGUCAUCUGUUCUUCUUUUCCAUUUAUAAGUGAACAAUAUUUCUAUUAAAUUAUUUUGUA